This is a messenger RNA of Microstroma glucosiphilum, 1803 nucleotides long. RefSeq lists its product as hypothetical. Lineage: Eukaryota; Fungi; Basidiomycota; Exobasidiomycetes; Microstromatales; Microstromataceae. Gene Ontology annotation, cellular component: cytosol. Bases 54 to 1712 code for a protein of 552 amino acids. Gene Ontology annotation, molecular function: magnesium ion binding; holo-[acyl-carrier-protein] synthase activity. The transcript is spliced from 2 exons. The record is from RefSeq and is a predicted model, not a curated record.
GCAUCUUGGCCUCGCUUCCACCACGAUUCCCCUGUACCCAUGAAACCUCGACAAUGACGCCACCCACAAGCUCGCUACUCUCACCAGAAGAGUUGGCAGCUCACGUAGACACAUGCCACCAGGUAUUCCAGAUAUGGAGCGGCGAUGGGGAGCUCAUCAUCACAAAGGAAGACGAGCAAGCAGUACAACAGCUGGUACAGUAUCUGUCAUUACCUGUCAAGACCUUGGGCUCGCCGGAGUCGGUCCGAGUGCGAGACUCCCUGCCGGCAGCGAUCUCCUUUACCCUUCCGAUAAGUCCCUUUGCCGGAGAAAUUUCCUCUCCCUCUGCCGGAGCAGAAUCGCGCACCCUUCGCCUAGAUGUGAGACUACCGCUUCGCAAAGGCGCCACGCCUGCUGAUUCACACAUGACACUGUCUCUGCAAGACCCUCCUUGGCUUGCCUCUCCUGGGCUCGAGAAGCUCAAAGAGGCUGCUGGACUGGAUCUCUCAACGGAGAAGCAUGAUGGGGCAGCGAGGAUCAUGGACACUGUGGAAGCUCUGUCAGAGGCAGCACUAGAAUCGCAACCAGACGGCAAGUCCGCGCCUGGCCUGUCUUCGGCUCGAUUAGGAGAAUAUGAUCUGGUCGACCCAAGCCCAACAACUUCCGCCUCAUCGGCACAAGUCUGGGCAGUGGACAUCUCUUCUUGGCCUCAGUCCCGAUCCACGACAGCUGCCCUACAACCACUUGUAGAUCGCCUGUUUGCCCACGAAGCCGACGAGAUCGGCUUGAAGGACCAGAAGCAAAGUGUAGCAAAAGUGAUGCGUUACAUGCGCGAGGUGGAUCGGACCCGUGCGUUGGCUGCACUGCUACUGCCCAGGGUCAUGCUGCUCGAGCGCGCAAAGCAGCGAGGAGACGUACUCGGGUGGGACGAGCUCUCGUUCGGAAAGACCAAAGAGGGACGACCGCACCUGGCCUUUCCACCUGACAUUGCGUGCCUCUUGGAUUACAAUGUCACUCACGACUCUGACUGGGUCGCUAUGGCGUCUCGCUUCUCUUCCUCCCCAGCCGAGAAGGUGAGGGUGGGAAUCGAUGUCAUGUCAAUCAACCUACCCCAUUAUGAAGAGUCGGCAACCACUUUCCUAGAGACGAUGGGAGAGACGACUACCAAGACAGAGUCAAAGUGGGUACAAGAGGCUAUUCAAGCGGGGGAAGAAGACGAAGGUCUCAGGAGACUCUACGAUCUUUGGACGCACAAGGAGGCUCUUACGAAGAACAUCGGUCUGGGUAUGGGCUUCGACUUCGCACGCGUGGAAAUAGGUCUAUGGGACUGCGAAGGCGUCCGAGAGGAGCGGCAGAGCAAGUCCGGCGCGGUGUUGAAGCUGGACGGACAGACGACAAACGGCUACACCUUCAAAGAGAUUGUGUUGCCUGCUGGAGCAGGUCCAGGGAGCGAGCAAAACGGGGCUCCGUCGCAAUUGGUUGUAUGCGAAGGUCCAUGGCAUGUUGGUCACCGCGAGCCUCUUGCUAGCGGUGAACAGGGCGACCAAAGCAACAAGACAGACCUUCAGCGCCUUGCCCGAGGUGUCACUCCUGCGGUGGGUCCAGAAGACACCUCGCUGCAAAUUGCUCCUGCUCGAUCUCAUGCUGAGGCGCAGGCCGAGGGCAUUCUGAGAUUAUGGAAGAUGGAAGACCUAGUGGCGGCAGGGGAGAAGCUGAUAGAGGAUAACAACUAGCAUACUUGUGAUAAAUCGUACUGCCCGCAUCAGUGUACUUCAGACAUCAUACAGCAUACACCGCCUUUAAUCUACGAAGCUUAAUUGGCGU